AUGUCUGGAUACUCGUAUGAAAUCGCGCAUUGGUCCGCGUCUGAGGCUGUCAAGAAGGACUUUGGUCUCACGAAGGAUGUCGUGAAGACUAUGAAGGAGAAGACGUCUCUUCCUGUAUUCGGAGGAAUUAGCGUCGAGACGUCCGAGCUGUUCUUCAUGCUCACUUGGGACAAAACCGAGACGCACAAAGCCUUCAUCGACUCGCCCGAUUACGUCCCCUUCAAAGCGCUCUUCCCGCCCCUCAUGCCCGACGGCGGCGCGACGGUCGAGAUGACGCACACCCACUUCGACCGCGACCCGCUCCCCAUCUGGAACGCCAAAGUGACCGAGCACGCGUGGUUGACGCCCAAGGAGGACUCGAGGGAUGCGUUGAUCGAGACACUGAAGGGUAUGGCGGCUGAGUUGGAGAAGUUACCGGAGUACUCUGUUGGUGCGGCUGUGGGCACUAUUGAGGAGAAGCCGGGCCAGAUAUUGGCUAUUCUUGGGUGGCAUAGUGUUGAGGAUCAUAAGAAGGCUGAUACGCUGUUCAAUGCGGAGGAGGUGUUGAAGGGUAUGCGCGAUGGGUGUUUGGGACUCGUGCUUGGUACAAUCGAAGAGAGGCCGGAGCAGCUCAUUGUACUCGCUGGGUGGACGAGCGUCGAGGCGCAUCUAUCUUACAUCGCCGCGGAGGGUGCCCAGGAAGCGGAUGAGAUACGGGCGAAGAUCAAGGAGUUCGCGAUGUUCUAUUUCUCGUACACUCGACAAGCGUAG
This is a messenger RNA of Peniophora sp. CBMAI 1063, 750 nucleotides long. The record is from the annotation of a GenBank genome assembly. Lineage: Eukaryota; Fungi; Basidiomycota; Agaricomycetes; Russulales; Peniophoraceae.